AUGGCUUAUCAACAAUACAAUCCACCUCAAGGAAUAAAUUUAAGACAAAUUUUUGAUAAUGUUGAUAAAGAUCAUUCUGGAAAUAUUAGUGCUGAUGAGUUACAAAAAGCUUUAUCUAAUGGAACUUGGAGUCCAUUUAAUCCAGAAACAUGUAGAUUGAUGAUUGGAAUGUUUGAUAGAAAUGGUGAUGGUGGUAUUAAUUUUGGAGAAUUUCAAGCAUUAUGGAAAUAUAUUGAUGAUUUUACAAGAGUUUUUAGAUCUUUUGAUACAGAUAAUUCUGGUAACAUUGAUAAACAGGAAUUAAUUAAUGCUUUAACACAAUUUGGUUACCGUUUAUCAAAUUCUUUCUAUGAUCUUCUUAUGGUUAAAUUUGAUAGGACUCAUACAAAAACAAUAUACUUUGAUGACUUUAUUCAGUUAUGUGUUGUCCUUCAAACUUUAACUGCUGGUUUUAGAGAUAAAGAUACAGAUAGAGAUGGUGUUAUAACAGUUGGUUAUGAGGAAUUUUUACGCAUGGUAUUUUCCGUCAAAAUGAAUUUAAUGGGACGUUAA
Molecule: messenger RNA, 552 nt
Organism: Strongyloides ratti
Lineage: Eukaryota; Metazoa; Nematoda; Chromadorea; Rhabditida; Strongyloididae
Product: Programmed cell death protein 6
Exons: 4
Coding region: 1-552 (183 amino acids)
Molecular function (GO): calcium ion binding
Source: RefSeq, a predicted model, not a curated record